Molecule: messenger RNA, 1098 nt
Organism: Linnemannia hyalina
Lineage: Eukaryota; Fungi; Mortierellomycota; Mortierellomycetes; Mortierellales; Mortierellaceae
Source: the annotation of a GenBank genome assembly
AUGGACGCCAUUAAUGCGCGCAAGAACUUUGAGUUCAUCAAUAACAUCAGGUCCGUCAACCCAGAGACGGACCAGAUCUACCACUUCAACGAGGCAGAGCAAAAGCGCAUCCUCAACGAGUCUCCCUGGAAGAAGGAUCCUCAUUACUUUACCCAUAUCAAGAUCUCUGCCGUCGCCUUGAUCAAGAUGGUGAUGCACGCUCGCUCGGGAGGCAACAUUGAGGUCAUGGGCAUGAUGCAGGGCAAGGUCCAGGGCAACACCAUCAUUAUCAUGGACGCCUUUGCUCUUCCCGUUGAGGGAACUGAGACCCGUGUCAAUGCUCAGGUCGAAGGAUAUGAAUACAUGGUCCAAUACAUGACCAAAAUCAAGGAGGUCGGUCGCUUAGAGAACGCCAUUGGAUGGUACCACUCGCAUCCUGGUUAUGGAUGCUGGCUGUCGGGAAUUGACGUCAACACUCAAAUGCAGAACCAGCAGUUCCAGGAUCCCUUCGUUGCCGUCGUUAUUGACCCUAACAGAACCAUCUCGGCUGGAAAAGUUGAAAUCGGAGCCUUCCGCACCUAUCCAGAGGGAUACAAAGCACCGGAUGAGGGACCUUCGGAGUACCAGACUAUUCCUCUGAGCAAGAUUGAGGAUUUUGGUGUCCACUGCAAGCAGUACUACCCCUUGGAGAUCUCCCACUUCAAGUCCACCCUCGACACACAUCUCUUGGACCAACUCUGGAACAAGUACUGGGUCAACACUCUCUCCCAGUCCCCUCUCCUCUCUAACCGUGAAUAUGCAGCGAGACAGAUGUCAGAUUUGGCAGAAAAGCUGCAGAUGACGGCGAAUAUGGCGUCGCGUGCAGGACCUGGAGGAUUUGGAGGUAUGGGUGGAUCUGCGGGCCACUUUGGCAAGGACAAGAAGAAGAAGCAGGAGGAGAGUCAGUUGAGCAAGAUCACCCGGGACAGCAACAAAAUCUCGGUUGAGGCGACCCAUGGAUUGAUCUCCCAGGUCUUGAAGAACGUCCUCUUUACUGCCAACCCCCACCAGAACGACGACACUAGUGCCUUGGGCAACAACCCCAUCGACACCGACACUGUCCUCUCUCCCGCCCAGUAA